Molecule: messenger RNA, 642 nt
Organism: Microthlaspi erraticum
Lineage: Eukaryota; Viridiplantae; Streptophyta; Magnoliopsida; Brassicales; Brassicaceae
Source: the annotation of a GenBank genome assembly
AUGGAGGAAACAAUAGUUAAAUCAAAUCUAACAACCACUGCUGAUCCCAUUUUCUUUUCAGCAACACAUGCAGGACUCACAAUCAGUGUCAAGCUAAGAAUCUUCCGACAAACGGUUCACUUGCCAUCGUCAGGAAGAAAGUACCUAACAAUAAGAGAACACAGGCUGGUUUCUCCUCCACAAAGAGUCGGAGGCGACUUCUUCAUCACCCCCGGUGGUGUACUGCCCGAUCAAGAUAUUGAGCUAGAGCUGAGAAAUUCAGGGAUGGAUCUAGAGAGCUGGGUGGGGGAACGGGUAGUCGGUGUGAUCUCUCCCCAAGUCGCUGAGUGUUUGAAGAUCAAUCGUGCUCUUCAAAACUACAUGAUCGAAGGUGAUGUUGACGUAAUCUUCGAAACCAGCGUCUCGGAUUCUCAGGGCCUGAUCACUAGCGUUCUCGCCGAUGAUGAAACCAACACCGAGGUUUGUUCGAUAUGUUUUGGAGAAUUAUCUGGUGGUAACAGUUGCGUGGAGAUCCAAUGUUCCCAUCGUUUUCACAAAGAUUGUCUUUGGGGUUGGCUAAGGAACAAAACGUCCUGCCCAAAUUGUCGCCGAUGUCUCUGUGGAGAAACGGAAUGUCAAUGUCUUCAACCAGCUGGUAUUUAA